UUCUCCUGCAAUUUCUUCUCCCCAAACACCACCUUCUUUAGCCUUCAAUAUUCUUUACUUUCUCAUCCUCCCCAUUUGAACCUUUGAGUUUAACCAUGGCACAUUUCACUCGCACUUGCUUGCUUUUGGUGCUAUUGUUCCUAUCAUGUGAACUACUUUGCAUAGAAGGAAGGGGUUUGAAAGCAACCACUAAGUCACCAAAAUCCGUCUCCGUCAGGGCAAUGAGCACCACAAAAGGUGCUGUUGCAAAACCUAGCCAGUUAGAGACUAUUGCUAAAAGUUUGAAUGGAUUUGUUGAAGCUUUUCGACCCACAACUCCCGGCCAUAGCCCUGGUGUUGGCCAUUCUGUUAACAACUAAUCAAUAAGUAACAUGCAAAUGCAAGUGCUCUUAAUUAUAUCUGUGUUGCUAUCCUUAUUAUAAUGCUAUUUCAUUUCAAUGUUAGUGUUAGGAAUAUUUUGUGGUCGCGGCAAUCCAUAUAUCUGUUUUAAGUUUAGGUUCUUAUUAUGCAUGCGUGUAUUAGCACAGUUUGUAAUAAGCUUUCUGUCAAGUGGGACUCAUAAAAUUAUUUGUGUUUCUCCAUGCAGCUACUGAAGAAGAUCCAAAUUGAUAAUAACAUGUGAUUCUUAA
Messenger RNA from Glycine soja, 629 nucleotides. Its product is annotated as precursor of CEP7-like. Gene Ontology annotation, molecular function: hormone activity. Gene Ontology annotation, cellular component: extracellular region. The transcript has a single exon. The coding region runs from base 96 to 359 and encodes 87 amino acids. NCBI's taxonomy places the organism in Eukaryota, Viridiplantae, Streptophyta, Magnoliopsida, Fabales, Fabaceae. The record is from RefSeq and is a predicted model, not a curated record. Gene Ontology annotation, biological process: root development; regulation of leaf morphogenesis; nitrate import.